UCCACCACCAACCUCAACAAGUCAACGUAGGAAUUUGCCAUGGCAGAAGCUCAGAGCCAGAGCAACCACAACGGCGUGGCGGAUCAGGAAGUUGGUGCCGAUCAGAGCCUUGCUCCAACUCCAACGGCGCAACAGUUCCCUUGGGUCCUGUAUCAAAGCUGCUGGCUCCGACCCAGCGCCGUGGAGAGCGUCAAGGUGGUGCAAAGCCAGUUCACCCCACGCCACGACGACGUCUUCCUCGUCACGUACCCAAAGUGCGGCACCACCUGGCUAAAGGCCCUCGCCUUCGCCAUCACCCGCCGCUCCCGCCACGGCAGCGAUGCCGACUACAGCCACCACCCGCUGCUCACCUGCCACCCGCAGGACCUCGUGCCGUUCCUGGAGAUGCCAUACCGCCAGCUCCACCCAAUCUCCGACCUCGAAGCGCUCCCUUCCCCGAGGCUCCUCUGCACCCACAUCCCGCUCCCGCUGCUUCCCCCCUCGGUGUUUACGCUCGGCUGCCGGGUUGUGUACCUCUGCCGGGAGCCCAAGGACGUGCUCGUGUCGCUCUGGUGCUUCAUCAACAAGGUAAACAAGAACUACACCAUGGAUAAAGCGUUCGAUCUGUUCUGCGAGGGGGUAUCCUCGUACGGGCCGAUCUGGGAUCACAACCUUGGGUUCUGGAAGAAAAGCGUGUCGGAUCCCGACAACGUUCUUUUCUUGAAGUAUGAUGAGAUGACGGCCCAGCCGGUGGAGCAUGUCAAGAUGCUCGCCGAGUUCCUUGGCAUUCCUUUUACGGACGAGGAGGUGAGUCAGGGAAUCGUUGAGGAGACCGUGAACCUUUGUAGCUUUGAGAAGCUGAAAAGCCUGCCGGCCAACUCGUCGGGAGUAUCUGACCGGAUUGGUGGGGUUCCAAUGGAGAACUCUUCCUACUUCAGGACUGGAAAGGUUGGUGACUGGAAGAACCACAUGACCGAAGAGAUGGCAAAAAAGCUCGAUGACAUUGUCGAGGAGAAGAUUAAAGGUUCUGGUCUCAAGUUUUGAACUACGAACUGGCUAUGUGCAUUGAUCGAUGCAGAGGCCAAGUCAUUACCCCUUUUGGAAAAGAUGAACUAUUAUCGAUUUUCAUGCUUAGCAAUGUGCAUUCUUAUGCAAUCAUGCUUUCCACAUUUCUAAUAAUACUGUGAAAGACUUCGAAAUUUGAU
Messenger RNA from Brachypodium distachyon (stiff brome), 1184 nucleotides. Its product is annotated as cytosolic sulfotransferase 6. The record is from RefSeq and is a predicted model, not a curated record. The transcript has a single exon. Gene Ontology annotation, biological process: sulfation. Gene Ontology annotation, cellular component: cytoplasm. Bases 40 to 1023 code for a protein of 327 amino acids. Gene Ontology annotation, molecular function: sulfotransferase activity. Lineage: Eukaryota; Viridiplantae; Streptophyta; Magnoliopsida; Poales; Poaceae.